Molecule: messenger RNA, 1583 nt
Organism: Drosophila elegans
Lineage: Eukaryota; Metazoa; Arthropoda; Insecta; Diptera; Drosophilidae
Product: spaetzle-processing enzyme-like
Exons: 4
Coding region: 132-1376 (414 amino acids)
Biological process (GO): proteolysis
Molecular function (GO): serine-type endopeptidase activity
Source: RefSeq, a predicted model, not a curated record
AGUAGUGAAUAAAACUUUGAUGGAGGAACAUCAUUUUAACGGACCGAAGUUCAGACCUUUUUGACCAACUACUCAUACAUACAACGGCUAAAAAGAGCUAUACGGGCUAUAUUAAACCUUUACGGUUCAACAUGUUAUUUGGACUCAAAGUGUAUAUUUCGAUCCUGCUCCAGUCCUUUCUUCUGGCACAUUCGUAUAGACAUGCACCAUGUAAAUCGAAUGAGAAAUGUAUAAGUCUUGGUAUGUGUUCCGAUUUAUAUAACUUUUAUAGGACCAAUGGAAAUAUGCACAAUGUGAUCAAAACGCUAAAUAGCAAGAGAUGUGGCAUCGAUAAGAUGUUCUUAAAUAAGAACAUAGAAGUCUGCUGCCCGUCAACAGGUAAUGACCACCCAAUAUCUCCAGCUGAAUGUUCAGAUUGUAAAUAUGACGAGAAGUGCGUCACAGAAGAUGAGUGCCGCAAUAUUCACAUCAUUCUCGAAUCCGUAAAGCAGAAUACAAUAUAUAGGCCCAACAAUCGGAAUUCUGGUUUCGUCUGCUGCCCACAGCCUGGUAACAAGCUGCCAGAAUUGGAUUUUUGCGGACAAAGAAAAGCAACUGCUAGAAUCUUGAAUGGCAAAGAUACGGAGCCUAAUGCGUUCCCCUGGAUGACAUUGUUAAUGUACCAGAAUUCCACAAACCUCGUCCACUUAUGUGGGGGCUCCCUGAUCAACAACCGCUACGUCCUGACCGCAGCUCACUGUGUAGACAAAAACGAUUUGCCAUUUAACUUUGUGCUCAGGAGUGUGCGGCUUGGCGAGCAUAACACCUCCACCAAUCUGGACUGCAUCAUACUACCGAAUGGAAAAAAAAAAUGCGCUCCUCCGCAUCUGGAGGUCGACGUGGAGAAAAUCUUUGUGCACCCCAAAUACAGGGGGUGGAGAACCGGAAACGACAUUGCCUUGCUGCGACUGGAAGUACCAGUACGCUAUACUCUUCAAAUACAACCCAUUUGUGUUCCACCAGACUUUUUCGUCUUGACAAACUUGGAUCUGACAAUUGCCGGCUGGGGGCAUACGAAUAACGAAGAAGGAUCAAAAAGUGAAGUGUUGAUGCACAACACCAUUAGGACCAGCAAUAUAGAAAAAUGCAAAACCAGAGAAACCAAGUUUAAUUACAGAUCGCAAAUUUGUGCAGGGGGCCAGAAUGGAAGGGACACAUGCCAGGGCGAUUCUGGUGGUCCGCUAAUGGCGCCUAAUGGACGGGGCUACCAAGAAAACAUAUACGUGGUUGGCAUCGUUUCGUAUGGACGGAAAAUAUGCGGAAUGGACAAUGUUCCAUCUAUUUACACAAAAACUGCAACAUUUUUCGGAUGGAUAAAGCAGAAUUUGCAAGCUUAACAUUUUAUUUUGUAAUAAAAUCGAUCCAGACGAUGUCAGCUGAGAGAAGGCAAAAGGAGAUAAAUUUGACUUAUUAUCUUAAAAAUUGUAAUAACUUUAAUACCUAAAACCCAUUAUGCUAACGAAAUUUCACUAUUUAUAUCGAAACAAAACUAUCAAAUACAACAAAACUAGUGGGAUAUAUCAUUAAAAGCAAAAAUCUUGUUU